Messenger RNA from Eurytemora carolleeae, 1101 nucleotides. Its product is annotated as golgin subfamily A member 6-like protein 22. The coding region runs from base 1 to 1101 and encodes 366 amino acids. Lineage: Eukaryota; Metazoa; Arthropoda; Copepoda; Calanoida; Temoridae. The record is from RefSeq and is a predicted model, not a curated record. The transcript is spliced from 8 exons.
AUGCAGGUGGUUCUAAUGAGGGUUGCGGGUUGGAGCACAUGCUCCAGGUGGGGUAGAGAAGGGGGGCAGGAGAAGAUUCAGGAAAAGGUUCAGGAGAAGGUUCAGGAGAAAGUUCAGGAGAAGGUUCAGAAGAAGUUUCAGAAGAAGGUUCAGAAGAAGGAGAAGAUUCAGGAAAAGGUUCAAGAGAAGAUUCAGGAGAAGGUUCAGGUGAAGGCCCAGGAGAUGGGCCAGUCAAAGAUUCAGGAGAAGAUUGGGCAGAAGGUUCAGGAGAAGGUUCAGGAGAGAAUGUCCAGGAACAGGUUCAGGAGAAGGUUUCGAAUAAGAUUAGGGGGAAAGUUCAGCAGAUGGUUCAAGAGAAGGUCCAGGCGAAGGUUCAAGAGAUGGUUCAGGAGAACCCCCCCUCCCGGUUCCGAAGAGAAGAUUCAGGAAAAGGUUCAGGAGAAGAUUCAGGAGAAGGUUCAGGUGAAGGCCCAGGAGAUGGGCCAGUCAAAGAUUCAGGAGAAGAUUGGGCAGAAGGUUCAGGAGAAGGUUCAGGAGAGAAUGUCCAGGAACAGGGUCCAGGAGAAGGUUCAGGAGAAGGUUGAAGAAAAGGUUCGGAGAAGGUUCAAGAGAAGGUUCAGAGAGAAAGUUAAGGACAAGGUUCAGGAGAAGGUUCAAGAGAAGGCUCAGUUGAAGGUUCAGGAGAAGGUUCAGGAGAAGGUUCAUGAAAGGUCCAGAGAAGGUUCAGGAGAAGUUUUUGAGGAAGGUUCAGUCAAAAGUUCAAGAGAAGGUUCAGAAGAAGGUUUAGGAAAAGGAGAAGGUUCAAGAGAAGAUUGUGGACAAGGUUCAAGAAAGUUUUCGGAAAAGGUUUUGGAGAAGGUUCAGAAGAAGACUAUGCUUAAUAUUCUCUCCGACUAUUCUUCAUCUUCUCUCCGACUAUUCUUAAUCUUCUCUCCAACUAUUCCUAAUCUUCUCUCCGACUGUAUUUUAUCUUCUCUCCGACUAUUCUUAAUCUUCUCUCCGACUAUUCUUAAUCUUCUCUCCGACUAUUCCCAAUCUUCUCUCCGACUGUAUUUUAUCUUCUCUCCGACUAUUCGUAAUCUUCUCUCCGACUAUUCGUAA